Chara braunii is the source of this 630-nucleotide messenger RNA. The record is from the annotation of a GenBank genome assembly. NCBI's taxonomy places the organism in Eukaryota, Viridiplantae, Streptophyta, Charophyceae, Charales, Characeae.
CUGGGAUCUUCACUUGGCUAGGGCCUGUCUCUUAUACACAUCUAGAUGUGUAUAAGAGACAGUGAUCGAGGAGGAGGUGGAGGAGUUGGUGGUGGAGGUGGAGGAGGUGAAAGCCGAGGAGGAGGAGGAGGAGGACGAGGAGGUGGAGGCUCACCUUCAGCGACGGGUAGACGAGGAGCAGCUCCUGGCGAUCGCUCCAGCGGCGACAGCUAUGCCUGCAGCAGCGGAACAGCGGGAGGAAGAGGAGGAGGAGCAAAGGGAGGAGGAGGAGGAGGAGGAGGAGGUGGUGGAAGACGAGGAGGAGGAGGAGGAAAAGGAGGACGAGGAGGAGGAGGAGGUGGAAGACGAGUAGGAAGAGGAGAGGGAGGAGGAGUAGGUGGAGGAGGUGAAAGCCGAGGAGGAGGACGUGGAGGCUCACCUUCAGCGACGAGUAGAGGAGGAGCAGCACCCGACGAUGGCUCUAGCGGCGGCGGCUAUGCCUGCGGCAGCGGAACAGCGGGAGGAAGAGGAGGAGGAGGAGCAAAGGGAGUAGGAGGAGGAGGAGGAGGAGGAGGUGGAAAAUGAGUAGGCGGAGGAAAAGGAGGAGGAGGAGGGGGAGGUGGAGAAGCUGGAGGUGAAAGCCGAGGAGGA